GGCUUGGUAUUUGUAGUCCAAAGAGUUAUAUUCUCUCAUUAAAAAUAGUAGACUUAAAAAAUAAUAAAAUAUAUAGAAAUAUCUCUAAUAAUGACCGACGACAAUCCAAGUCUGGAGGAGCAGCGCGAGAGAAUCGAUAAUGCCAUGCUGAAUGCCAUGGACGACCUGGAUCGGGACUAUUUGCGUGGCCUGCAGAUCGAGAUGCAUGCCUGUGCCACUGCCUGCUGCUCGGAUCCGGAUGCCAGUGCGGAUACCGUGCAGCGUUGCGUUGACCGCUGCCAGUUACCCUUGACCCGAGCUCGAUGCUACGUCCAGCAGGAGCUGUCCGAGUUCGAGAAUCGCCUGGAAGGCUGUAUGCGUCAGUGUCGCCUUUGCGGUGAUGAAGAAGUCCAUCUGGAACGCUGCUCCAUUGACUGUGUGGACAGCCAUGUGGCACAGCUGCCGGAGAUGCUAAGAACCAUGAGAGCCACCUUGGAGAAGGGUCUAUAAAAGGACUAAGCUAAUUAUUAAGUUGCUAAUUAAGAAGCUUAAAAAAUGAUCUGAGGAUUCAUCACGAAUUUAUUUAUAUUUUGUAUAGGUAUUCAAUUUAAAUUUCAUUUGUUUAAAUAAUAA
Molecule: messenger RNA, 612 nt
Organism: Drosophila kikkawai
Lineage: Eukaryota; Metazoa; Arthropoda; Insecta; Diptera; Drosophilidae
Product: protein FAM136A
Cellular component (GO): cytoplasm
Source: RefSeq, a predicted model, not a curated record